Molecule: messenger RNA, 1209 nt
Organism: Neurospora hispaniola
Lineage: Eukaryota; Fungi; Ascomycota; Sordariomycetes; Sordariales; Sordariaceae
Exons: 2
Coding region: 1-1209 (402 amino acids)
Source: RefSeq, a predicted model, not a curated record
AUGUCUUCAUCGCGAGCGCCGCCUGCGCCAACCCCGACAACACUCCUCAACCAAAAAAGGGCAUCACCGACCCUUAUAGAACCAGACUCUCUCAUCACUCCACCAGCGUUGAUAUCAAAAUCCAUCGCAUCUCGCUACUCGCAGAUUCACAACCAGGAAAACACAAGUAUACGGACGGCCGGUGCCCGUUUGCAGAUCCAGGUCGACUUUAACCGCGGAUUAUGGAAUUUCUGCCUGUCAAACAAGCAAGUCGUAGGCAACUGUUGGAUGCCGGGAGCUUGUUUCGAUCAAGACAAGUGUAAAGAUGGGUGUGGCUUUCUGGAUAGGAAGGAUUUGAGCACUGCGCUGUGUUCAAGUCAAGACUCCUCCGGGAACACCAUUCGAGCUUCCAUCUGCGUAAACGCCUAUCUCACGCUCGACAACGGGCUCGGUCCCUUCCAGAGAAUUGAUUGCGGCUGGACCACCGGCAUAAGUCAUUACACGGCUUCGCAGGCCGAUGCCAUUCGCAAUCCUGCCGUGACCACCACUACGUCCUCUUCCUCCUUCUCGUCGGGUUCCUCGCCAUCAACUCCCCCCACCCCAUCUCAGACGAGCGGCAACGGUGGAGGCAAUAACAACUCGGCCAACAUCGGCGCCAUAGUAGGCGGCAUCAUUGGUGGUUUAGCCAUCAUUUGCGCCUUCGGCUUCGCCGCCUACCUCGUCUGGGCCUACCGAGUCCGAGAUCGACGACGGAAACAAGCUGCGCACAAUGUCUCCGAACCCCUGAACGGUAACGGCAAUGGCAACGACGGCAGCGAUCAAUCUUCUUCUUCUUCGUCUUCUUCGGAAGACGACGAUACCCCCAGCAUGACUACAAACCUACCUCUUAGGGCGAACCUACCUCUAAGCCAUAGUCCAGACACCGGUGGCCAACCGUACUACCGGCCUCCUGAAGUGGCGCAACACGUGAGAGACGCGGAAGGCGGUGGUGGUGGUUGGGGACCGAGAGAGAUGGAAAGCGGAUUCGAAAGAGGCGGUUACGCACACGAGCAGCAGGGACUACAUAGCGACGGGUCGCAUGAGGUGUUGUCGGUCGAGAAGGUGGUGGAGAUGCCGGUGAAGAUUGAGCCGGUGGAGAUGAGUAGUGGGUGGGAGGAUCAGCCUCCUGGGAUCCGGAGAUAUCAAAAUGGGAGGGAAGGAGGAGGGGGUUAUGGGCAUGAGAUGAGUUAA